AUGAAAAUACACUUCUUUGAAUUGUCUCAAAACGAUUGGACACAACUUCGGCCCAAAGACAUCAAAGAAUCCAAACACAGCAACCAAAACAAGUCCAUCGAUGAACGACUUCUGGAUCUACUUCUCGAGGAGAAACAGAAGACAAGCAAACAAAAGAACCACAACAGCGGUUCCCAUGUGUUGAAGAAGUUAGUGCUGAAAGAGAAGUUGAAUCACUUUGUGUUGAGUUUGUACAGCGGUUCCGACGGCUAUACGAUUGGUCUGAAGUUGAGUGACAGCGAGAAUGUCAUCGAAACGAUGCGUUUGCCGUACGAAGAGAACCAACUCUUGGAUUACAUCGACAACGAAGAGUUGCCACCAUUUCUGGUCGAUUUCAUUGAGAACUCACCGCUCAUUCACUGCAAUCUCUUCCAAACCGGAUGUCUUAUAUUUGAGGUGCGGGACUACCGGCGAGGGUCGCCCUCCCAUUCCCUCCACCACUCGUCCCAAUGGGUUCUUCUCAGACCCAGCACUCAGAGUCUGACCAAUGAUGUCAUUAAUAUCAUCAACAACUCGAGCGAUGAGUACUUGUGGACAAACGAAGAUAAGGCCGAACUCGAGUCUCAACUACUGUUGGCCACCGCUCCCAACCUAUGCCUCGAUCCGAGCCCUUCUGUGGCCAUACUUUCCAACAAAUUGUGGCGAAAGAAGCGAAUGUUUCGCGACAUCUCUUUCUUAAAACUUUCCAAGAAGUGUUCGCAAAUAUCUACGAAUCGUGUGAAGAAGUUCGAGUCAUUAGCGGCGCCGAAGAUAUUCCGAUUGCAUGAGUUCCUGAAGAAGAGAAGCAACAAAAGUAAUUCGCAAACAAAAGUCAAUAAAUCGAUUCAUAUGGACACAAGUGAACCGAUUUAUGAGCCGUUUUCCAUCAAGAAUAUUGGUGUCGACAAAAUUGCUAAAGAGUUACCAAAACCUCUCGUUAAUGUCGACAAUUCAUUGACUAAAAUAGAGGAAUAUAAGAUGGAUUUCAUGGACGAUAACCGCCGAUCGUUAACUACAGUGAAUAUUCUACACCGAAGUAUUGAUGACAUGUAUUUCGGACAACUGGUCAUUGAUAGACAGGGACACCUCAGGGGAUCCACUUCCACAUUCUGUUUGGGGACCAAACUGUCGACCAAACGAUAUGUCGAUCAAUUCACCGAAAUUCUGACCGAAAAUGGCAGAAAAUCGGUGAAAAUUGUUCACACAAUGGCCGGACAAGUGCCUCAAAUUAGUUACACACCGGCGGCCACUGCCCAGGGAUUGACUAUCACUGCCACUAAGGAAGCGCUCGAUGACGAGCCCAUAGCUAUAGUGUCGACGCCACCAAAAAAGCCCAAAUUGAUUACUAUUGAACAGAGUUCUCCUUCUGUGCCGACUUCCAUAUUGCAGAGCCCUAUCAUAUCGCCGACCAUUUCGACGCCAUCCAUAACAUCUCACAUCAAACCUCAGGAGACAAUCACAAUACCCGCAGUCACGUCUGACUCAAUCGCUACCCCUUUGCUUACGGCUGGCAUUCACGCGACCACCGGUACGACCCAUAUCCCCGAAUCAGCGCUUGCAGUCAUUUUCACACCUUCUUCGGGAAUCACUAAAAGCAUUCAACAAAUAGAGUGCGCGGAUACAAGUCAUCAGACAGUGAGUACAGCGACUCCAUUGCCGACCGGUGUGAGUCUCGCGAGCCUUAGUUUAGCGCCGGUUCAACAGAAUCUUCGGUUACAUAACUUGGUGUCGAUAACACCUCAAGGGAUGGCAGUUCCCAUAUCGUUGACAAUGAUGCCGACCGCCACCGGCGCUCAGCCCUCGAUCAUGACUACUCCGGGCUCUAUGAUUGUGAGUCUGGAUCAAAGCCAGCAGAAGGACGACGACCACAGCGGUGUGUCCGUGACGUACGCGACGGCGCCGACAACUGUGCUGAUGUCGACCGGAUCGGCCGGCAAUAAUCUGUUAUCAGUGCCAAUAGGAAUGACCGGCAGUCUAGGCGUACAUCAAUUGAACGCUCAGUUUAUUAAUCAAUUGAAGCACAAUUCAGGCCAAAUACGAACCACUGGACCGCAGGUAUCGCUGCUUCAGAUGAGUUCUGCGCCGUCAGUACCCCUAUUGAGGCCAUUGGCGCCGCACACGUACGCCCCCUCGUCCUCCACCACCACAUUCACCCAAAUCCAGUCCAAUCUGAUGUCUGGUCCAACGCUGACACCUCAGCAACAGUUCACAAAUGUACUCAAACGACAGGUACAACAAACACAACAAUUGGCGCCACAGAAGACCCCGAGGAAGAGGGCCACUAAAAAGUGAUUUACAGCUCAUUUUAGAAAUUAUUUUAUACGUUUGCACUAAACGUUAUUAUUUAUUAAUUUAUAAUAAAUUAUUAUCAAUUUUACUGAUCUUUUAGUUUGUAUACAAACUUAUAAUUAUUAGAUAAUUUUUACCCCAAAAUCAGC
This is a messenger RNA of Medioppia subpectinata, 2456 nucleotides long. Lineage: Eukaryota; Metazoa; Arthropoda; Arachnida; Sarcoptiformes; Oppiidae. The record is from the annotation of a GenBank genome assembly.